Drosophila grimshawi is the source of this 3515-nucleotide messenger RNA. RefSeq names its product WD repeat-containing protein 75. The transcript has 7 exons. Gene Ontology annotation, biological process: positive regulation of transcription by RNA polymerase I; positive regulation of rRNA processing. Gene Ontology annotation, molecular function: RNA binding; protein binding. The record is from RefSeq and is a predicted model, not a curated record. Bases 127 to 3351 code for a protein of 1074 amino acids. Lineage: Eukaryota; Metazoa; Arthropoda; Insecta; Diptera; Drosophilidae. Gene Ontology annotation, cellular component: nucleolus.
GUGCGGUUUAUAAUUUUGUAUGAGAGAAAUACGUGCAUAAAAUAAGUUGUUAUUGAUUAAAUUAGAAGGACUUGCAGUGUACAGGCAGUCGAGAGUGCACCGCAAAGCUGUACGAAAGGGACAGCCAUGAAUUUCAACGAUGAUGACGGACUGGAGCUGCAGCAUUUGGCGGGCGGCAACAUUGUGAAACAUGCGCCUGUUUUCUCAGCUCAAGGAAGAUUCAUCUUUGUGCGAUGUGGGCUAAAGGUGCAGGUGUUUGUUACCAGCACCGGAGAACUGACACGUGAACUAAACGAUGCACAAUCGCCGCUAAUCAGUUUGGAGCUGGAUGUCCAACAGCCGGAGUUGCUACUGGGCUGCACUAGUACGGGCCAACUGCUCCGUUGGCAUUGGCGAACCGGUGUACUGCAAAAGAACAUCAGCCUGAAACUGGGUGAACAGGGCUUGCAAAUCCUCACGUGCAAUCUGCUCAAUCUGUACAAAGAGGGCGACACCGCGUGCGCCUUUGUCACAGCUAAACGGAAAAGUGGCGAACAGAUACUCUGGUUUGUGGUCAAUACCAGCACCGGCAACGUCAUCCCCAUUAAAUGUGGCCUCAAACUAAAAGUUCGGGUCCCCUUGGUGGAUGUGGGCAAGGGCACUUUCAAGUUUGUAAUAAUAGCACAGGGUUAUUAUGUUUACUUUCUCAACUAUGAGACAUGGAAAUUCUGUCGAUAUAAAAACACACACACAGCGCUCGUAACGUGUGUGCGGAUGAGUCCCUGCGAGGAAAUGGCCGCGACUGGCGAUGAGAAGGGCCGGGUUAUCAUCUGGCGACAGUUUGACAAUCAGGAGCGAGUGCUGUGCGCAGAACAUCACUGGCAUAAUACGGGUGUGACGAGUAUUGCCUUCACGCCGUCGGGCGUAAGUUUCUAUAGUGCUGGCCAUGAGGCUGUGCUGGUCAAAUGGUCGCUGGCCAAUUCGAACGAGCGAAAUUUUGUGCCGCGCAUGUCGAGCAUUAUCCGGCACAUCUUGAUCAGCGAUGGCAAUGAGCAUGUGCUCGCCUGCACCGACGACAAUGCCCUGCAUUUUAUCAGCCCCAGCGAAAUGAUGCUGAAAUCGGCGCUUCAACAUUUCACCUAUGCUUUGCCGGACAAGACGGGCAAAACUUUGUUCCCCAUCGGAUUGAGUCUUAAUCCACGCACAAACACACUUGUGCUCAACGGACGCAUCGGACAUUUGCAGUUCUACUCGGCCUAUACGAAGAGUUUGCUUUAUAAUCUGCGUGUGGUGGAGAGCAAUGUGAACUCUCAGGAAGCGAAACGGAUUAUUUAUAAUACGUGCGUCACACGGGCAGCCUUCAACAUUGACUGGAUGGCAACGGGUGAGGUGUACAACGAUCACCGCAACUUUGCCGAGUUGCGUCUCAAAUUUUGGCAAUAUCAGGAGCGAUUACAAAGUUACAAGCUCAACACAAACAUUGAGCUGCCGCAUGAGCAUGGCUUCCAGGCCAUCAUCUUCUCCAAUCAGUUUCAGGUGAACAAUUUGCGCUGUGCAACGGCCGGCAAGGAUAAUGUGAUCAAACUGUGGACAGUUGGCGAUUCGGAGAACAUUUACAAGCGCGGCACAAUGUGGAGCUGUGCAGCGCAGGCGAGCUACAAGCGACAGUCUCUGGGCUCUAUUUGCUUCUCGCAAGACGGAUCACUGCUGGCCGCUGGCUAUGGCAGCACACUGGUGUUGUACGAUGCACGCACGUUGCGGCUGCUGCAUGCGUUGAGCUCAUCGGCUGGCUAUGAUGGUGUUGUGGCCAAGGCUCAGUUGCGUCUAGCCCAGAUGCCGGUGAAUGGUACGCGCACGGAACUGCAGCAGCAGCGCCAACAGCUGUACGGACUGCUGCAAACGCUGCUCGACAGCAACGAUCAGAAGCUGGUGAAGCAGGCUCGCCAACUGAUUGCCAGUGCGCCGAGCAGUCAAUGCAAAUCAAGCAAUGAGCAGACGCCGAAGGAUGCGAUCAAGGAGAAUGUGUACAAGCAUAUUAUGCAAAUGUCCGAGUUGGGUUUGCAUCAGAAGCUGCAGCUAUUGCGUCGCUUUGGCAUUGAGUGCACCGUUCAUGAGGCCUGUCACCGACGACUGCGGAUGCAUCUGCAGAACUGUGUGGUGGAUCCAAUGGCGGUGCAGCGUCGCCUGAAAACGCUUGAGGCGCGUCUGCAUCGGUUGCAGCCGCGACAACGCUUCAAGGCGAAACAGCGUCUGGCACGUCUCAGCAGUCGGCGGAAAAACUACGAGCAACUGGUCAGACAGGAGCUGCUGCCGCUGUUCAGUGUACUCCAUCUGGAUGAGACGACCAAACCGACAGCAGCAACAGCUGCAGCAACGAAACGCAAACGCUGGGAAACGAAACCGGCGAAAGCGCCGCAAAUGGAGUCAGCACCUCUGCAGAGCUGUGCGCAAAUUUCACACGUGCAAUUUGGUGCCGGGGCGCAGGCGCAUCUGGUGGCCGUCUGCACCGAGACGCGUGUGCUCAUCUGGAAUCUGAUGACGUUGCGUUUGCAGGCGGGUCUCAAGCUCUCCGUGCGACAAUUGGCCUUUGAUCCGCUCACCAAUCUGAUAGCUGCCAUUACGCGCAACGAUGAACUGCAUGUCUUCCAGCCAAAUGUACCACUGCCUGUCUAUCAGCGCUGCAAUUUGCCCAAGUUGCACGGCCUGGUGUGGUUGCCACGACGCCAGCCCAAACAGAGCUCCAUCAAUGUGGAUUGGCAGGCGCAGUCGACGCUGCACAUGCUCACCCACGACAAGGAGAUUGUCUAUCUGGCCCAGCCCGGUCACAGCACAAUGGAUGAUGCGCUCGCGCCCAUUUCCUUUGCCCAGCCACCAGUCGCGGAACAGCUGCUGCAAUAUGCAACAUUUGGCAGUUUUGUGGCCAAACAGAAGUCGGGCGAGAAAAUAGAGAUUGCCAAGACCAGCGGACCACUGAUUGUGGGGCGUGGAGUGCAUAGCUCAGUGAAUGCGUUGGUCAAUUUGUCCGCCCAUACGAUGCCUGCGAUGAGCCUGAUCUGCGGCGAAUUCGUCAAAUCGCUCUUAACGCCAGCUGAGAGCACAAUCAGACACAACGCAGCUAUUGAAGAGACGCUCAGCAAUGGUAGAUUAAAUGGCAAUGGGAUCGCUCACGAGGACAGCGACUUGGAGCAAGACGAGGAGCACAAAGAGGAUGGGGUCGUGUAUGAUAAGGUGGCAAGCGAAGAUGUGCGCAAAACAUUGCUGGAGCAGAACACAGUACUGGAACAGCAGAGCAACAGCCAGGAGGAUGAGCAUCUAUCGCUGGACGCUCGAUUGAAGAGUGUCACUCAACUCGAUGUACACCUGGAGUUUUAAAUGUAGAAUUAUUACAGACUUACAGACUAUUUUAGAUGAUGAGAGAAAACAAUCGAGCAUUCAGACAGUUCAGCUAUCGUAAUUACUUACAUAAUAUAUUGACCAUAGUUGUUGAAGUACAUUUUAUGCGAAAAGCUCUAUUAAAUAUAAACUAAAUGCACUUA